CCCGUUCGGAGUAAUACAUGAAUGAGACCAUAAAAUUCAAGCGCAACGCGGGACGUUCUCUUUUCUGGGUGCCCCAAAGCGGAGAGUGGCCGGAGAAGACACCAUUGCCGAAAGCACACAUCGUUCGUCGAACUGACUGUACCCGAGCGGACAGCGAGAUGAAGGGUACAGCAGGACUUAUGCUUCUAGCCGUGCUGUCGCUGUGCGGCUGUCCACAAACUACUGCAGCAAGUGUGCAUACGGAUGACUUUCCUGCAAUUGUGGAUGACUUUCCAGGCUACUUCGCAGAACUGGAGAAGAAUAAACCGAUCAACUGGACAAGUACGCUAAACCUUUUGUCCACUGGCCAGAUCAGCCAGGCGUGUUACAGCCAUACCUACAUCGUGCAUAAUGAUACUACACUGGCCAAGUCUUACGCCCAAUUUAUGCUGGACAGCACAGGGAAACUGACACCUUCGGGAGUAUUCGAAGGCAACUGGUUGGACAUCGGAAACUACAAAGAGUGCACAGAGGAUGCUAACAACGCUGUGGACAGGCCGGAAGAUAUCCAGGCCAUGUACUGCCUUGUGUCGUGGGCAAAAACACCGGAGGCCGCAGAACUGAAUCUAUAUGAUAGUGAUGCAAACUUCAGACAAGGUGUCUGCGUUCCUAAAUCUUGCAGUGAAUCCGAAGUACAAGACCUCACAGAAACAGGCUUUCUCGGAGUGAAGCCGAUGCCAUCCUGGCUUCCGGUUAACGUGUACUGUCAGAGGGAGGAGACUUACGCCACAUACUCAACUGGAGCGAUUGUUGCGCUGACUGUUAUCGCCAUCAUCCUCUGCGUUCUUGCAGUCAGCACAUCUUAUGAGUUAUUCAUCACCAUCCGGUUUCCUGAGGAGGAGCGAAAACCAUUUACCACCUCACGAGUUGGCCGGUUCUGUCUGUCCUGUUCGGUGUACUCCAACACGAAGAAGGUGUUCAACACGUACCAGCACCCCGGACAACUUCCGGCGCUUCACGGCAUUCGGGUUAUCAGCGCACUGUGGAUCAUCUAUGGCCACGUAUAUGGCUUUCCCCCCAUCGACACAGCUAACAAGGUUGAAAAAACGGAAGAUGGAAAGCAGUGGUGGUUCUUGAUCAUCCGCGGUAACUAUGACAUGGCAGUCGACACAUUCCUUCUGCUCAGUGGUUUGUUGGUGACGUAUCUCUUCAUGAAGCAGAUGAAGAAGACGGGUGGACAGUUUACAUGGAGAGACUAUGGUCUACACGUCUUACACCGUUAUUUCAGGUUGACACCAGUGUUGGCCCUCCUGAUCAUGAUUUUCACGUGCCUGAUUGCGUACAUGGGGUCUGGGCCAUGGUGGGCUAUCCGUGAUAACUUCACCAUGGACUUUGUGCAAAACUGUGAGAAGUACUGGUGGGCGAAUCUGCUGUACAUCAACAACUUUGUCGGACAAAGGUGUUUUACUCAUGGCUGGUACCUUGGUGCGGACAUGCAGCUGUACGUAACACUUACAGGGCUACUCGUAGUGCUUUACAGGUACCCAAAAGUUGGAGUCGCAGUUGCCUGUUUUUUGAUCGGAUCCAGUUGGCUUCUAAAUGGAAUUUUGUACCAUUUCCUGGUCAAUGUGAAUGGAGAAAGCUACAGUUACACGACCUACCGAUGGUCGUUCACCAGGAUGGCUCCAUACCUCAUCGGCAUACUGCUGGGCUACCUGCUCUUCAGGACCAACAGGAAAGUCCCGGACACUCCUAAUACAAGGGGGUUGAUGUUGCUGGGUUGGAUUGUUGGUACUACCUGCGCUCUGGUGGCCUUUUUCACCCCAUUCGGUGCUCCCGAAGCCAACCUUCUCGGCCAUCCCGCCUGGAAAGCCUUUGAAAGAAGUUUGUUUGCUGCAGGAGUUGCUUGGGUUGUGUACGCAUGCUGUGUGGGAUACGGAGGUAUCAUCACAGAGUUCCUGUCGUGGAGUGGCUGGCUGCCGUUAAGUCGCCUGACCUACACGGCGUACAUCAUACAUCCCAUGAUCAUACAGGCCUACUACAUGGCUUACAGGGGCCCACGGUUGUACUCAUCCCUCACCUGGUGGUUCAUGUUUGUGAGUUUCUCCUUCAUGUCUCUCUUGUGUGGUUUUGCUGCCUCCAUGAUGGCGGAGGCUCCCUUCCUGGAGCUGGAGAAGAUCCUCCUUCCCAAUCGCAGGGGCAGAGAGGCUAAACCUGAGACAACUGCAGAGGACGGUCAUGACAGUAUGGCCAUGAAAGCAGUUGAGUGUGACCCAGACCCACCACUGCCACCCCAUGACGGCAAGGGCACCUCUGGUCCUAAUGGAUGUUAGAAAUGACUUCAACAUUUUUGUCUGCAGUAGCAAGGGGAACAGUCAUGGAACCGUCAACAUGGAAAUCCAUUUUAGGCUAUAGGCCUAGGUGGCAUUGAUCUUCGCUAACAUUUAAUCAUAAUUCAAGUAUUAUAACCAUUUACAAUGUCAUGUCACCCAUGUGAGACCUUGCAUAUCUUGGUGGACUAACAUUUACAACAUGACAAUAUUUGUGCCAUAUUUCAUUAAAUUAGACGGUAUCGGUGUAACAUUAAUUAACACAAUGGCAAAUGCUUCAAAUUCCAAGCUUUUUACUUGGACCUAUCCCACAUUUGCAAGAGAGAACAUUACACAGUAAUAACUAAUAUCACUAGAGAUUUGGAGAUUAACAUACAAAUUAAAGUAUUUUUUAAGCUUUUUUUUUCUUCAUUCUAAAAUAUACCAAGAAACUAAGACUAGUGUCUAUGCAGUCUCUACUAUUGCAUAUGGAGUGAUAAGAUAUAUUAGAAGAAUUACAUGGGUAACGUUAACUACAUGCAGUACAGGCUCUGUACAGUCUAUGUACACAUGGGUUCUGGUACGUCACAUGGGCAACGGCACCUAUCACAUGGGCAAUGGCACCUAUCACAUGGGUAAUGUUGUAUGGGUAGUGGAACAGUCAGAAAAGACAAAUAGUACAUUUGUCAAAUACUGAGGAGCUUAAGGCCUUGGCAUAUGUACAAUCUAUUACUACAUUAUGAUUACUUAAUUGAAGUCUUUGUAAGAUUGUACAUAAAUUUCACAAUGAAAUGAAUAAAUAGAAUAGCAAAAUGUGAACAUCACAAUUCAUGACUAAUGACAAUUUAUAUCCAGUUUUUGUCAAAUUGGAUUGAAAAAUAGAAAUCACUAACCUGAUGAUCGAUGGUCCUUAAAAUCCACUAAAAUGUAGCUGGCAUUCACGCAGCAAGUGAAGUGAUUUGUUUGCUUCAUACAAGGAGGUUUUUUUUAACCUCCUUGCUUCAUACAUAACCAACACAGCUUUAUUUACAUGAUGCUCACUUCAGAAAAUAAAUUUAUUGUCCUUAUCAA
Molecule: messenger RNA, 3359 nt
Organism: Branchiostoma floridae (Florida lancelet)
Lineage: Eukaryota; Metazoa; Chordata; Leptocardii; Amphioxiformes; Branchiostomatidae
Product: nose resistant to fluoxetine protein 6-like
Exons: 17
Coding region: 18-2312 (764 amino acids)
Molecular function (GO): acyltransferase activity, transferring groups other than amino-acyl groups
Source: RefSeq, a predicted model, not a curated record